Molecule: messenger RNA, 598 nt
Organism: Saccostrea cuccullata (small rock oyster)
Lineage: Eukaryota; Metazoa; Mollusca; Bivalvia; Ostreida; Ostreidae
Exons: 4
Coding region: 101-580 (159 amino acids)
Source: RefSeq, a predicted model, not a curated record
AUAUAGACAGUGCCAUAUUCAGAAAGCGUCGAUAUCGUAGCACAAGAUUUUUAAAGCUCCAACUGUCAAACUUGAGGUAACGUCACAAUAGAAAAAGAGCAUGGUGGAAAAUAGCAAUAUGAAUCUAAGUAUUUUACUUUUAUUCAUAGUGUUUGAGAACGUUGAAGGUCGCUGUUCCAACGUCUAUAAUGGCUAUACCUAUGUCUACUAUUGUACCUACUACAAUCCAUAUUUACUCGUUCUGGGAGCCUCCUACGGAUCAGUGAUCGGGAUCGGGAUUCUAGUAAGCUUUAUCGUUUGCUGGUGCUGUAACCAAAGGAAAAAUCAACAGGGCUGUCAUGGCGCGGUUAUUGUUCCAACUCCCCAAAGAACAAAUAAUAUCCAUGUCAGUCAUCAAUAUGGAAUCCCACAGAACCAGCAUCCUGUUAUGGCAGGCAUACCCGGUACUCAGAACUCUUACAUGUUGACACCGACACACGGUGGAAAUUCACAAGGACCAAAUUCACCUCACGUGGGUAUUCCGUCCACAAGUGCAGAUGCUGGGGAGAAUUUACCGGGAACUGUCCAAUCAGGAACAUAAAACUUAAAACUGGUUUUA